CAGAGGUUGUUGGGCGAUAUGACAGGACUACAGACAAAAAAGGUAGCGAGCAACAUGUUUGUAAUCACGCUUUGAUAUGUUAUCAAGAGAAAUCGCUCUGCCUAAGUUAUCUAGUUGGGUGACGUCCCUUAGCGCUGGUAAAAUAUGAGGGAGUCUGCAUUUCUUGUUCUUUGCCUUCUUCUUACUUCGACGACCUCACAAAUCACAGUUGCCAGCGAUGGCUGUCAGGCGAGGACGUUUGGCCAGAGCUCAACAGUGUGUGAGUGUAACGCCACACACUGCGACUCUGUCGGCCUGGUCCGCCUGCCUGCUGUGGGCAACUUCCUGACGUUCCUGAGCAGUCAAGCGGGUAGCAGGCUUCAGAAGGAGCAAGCUCAGGUUCAGAGGAACAGCAGUGGUACAGCUCUCAGGAUCACUCUGGUGCCCAUGCAGAAGUACCAGCAUGUUAAGGGCUUUGGCGGAGCCAUGACAGACGCAGCAGCUAUGAACAUUCUGUCCCUGUCGGAUGGAACGCAAGACCAGCUUCUCAGACAGUACUUUUCCCCAGAGGGUAUAGAGUACAAUGUGAUCAGAGUGCCAAUGGCCAGCUGUGAUUUUUCAACUCGCCUUUACACCUAUGCCGAUUCACCCAACGACUACAGCUUGCUCAACUUUAGCCUGCGUGAGGAAGACGUGCACAUGAAGAUCCCCCUACUGCAGCGGGCCCAGGCUCUGUCCUCUCGCCCCCUGGCUCUGUUUGCUUCGGCCUGGAGCGCCCCUGGCUGGUUAAAGACCAAUGGUGCACUAAUAGGAAAGGGCUCCCUUAAAGGCAAGCCAGGGGGAAAGGAGCACAAGACCUGGGCACAGUAUUAUAUCAGGUUUCUGGACGAGUAUAAGAAACACAACCUUUCAUUUUGGGGGCUGACCACUGGCAACGAGCCCACAGCAGGCAAAAUGACCAAUUACAGCUUCCAGGCUUUGGGAUUCACGCCAGAAACCCAACGUGAUUGGAUUGCGUUGGACCUUGGUCCUGCCCUCCAUUCCUCCCCAUAUGCGAAGACCCGCCUAAUGAUCCUGGAUGACCAGAGACUCCUACUUCCUUAUUGGGCCAAAGUGGUUCUGGGUGACAUACAUGCAGCACGCUAUGUACAUGGCAUCGGUGUUCACUGGUACUGGGACCACUUAGCUCCUGCCAAAAUCACUCUGACGACCACACAUAAUCUCUACCCUGAGUACUUCCUAUUUGGCACUGAAGCGUGCUCUGGCUGGAACAAGCUUGACCCUGGAGUGCGUCUGGGAAGCUGGGAAAGAGCUGAGGCCUACGCUCAUGACAUUAUAGAGGACCUAAAUAAUUAUGUGAGCGGGUGGACAGACUGGAACCUAGCACUAAACCUUGAAGGUGGGCCAAACUGGGUGAAGAAUUUUGUGGACAGCCCCAUCAUAGUCAACCAGAGGAGUGAUGUUUUCUACAAACAGCCAGCCUUCUACAGCAUGGCGCACUUCAGCAAGUUCCUGUGGGAGGGAUCUCAGAGAGUGGGUGUGUCAGUUUCUCAACACACUGACCUGGAAAGCACCGCCUUCAUCAGACCUGAUGGCUCAGCAGUGCUGAUUGUUUUGAACAGGUCUGAUGCAGAGGUGACGUUUGAGUUGUGGGAUCAGCCGGUCGGCUUUCUGCCAGCAGCUGCUCCUCCCCACUCCAUACUUACGCUGCUCUGGGCUCGCUCCUGACACACCUCCUGCUUGGAGUGGGGCAGCAGUGCACACCCAGUGAUUUAAUAUACAUUCUGUGACUCUCAUUACCACAAUCGAGCACACUUAAAAUUGUUCAAGUAUUAAUAAUCUGAAACAUUUCACAUUUAUACUUCAGUCAUAUGUUCAAUGUUUAAAAAGUGUAGCCAGAAUAGGGUUUGUAUUUCUUUCUAUGGAUUUGCAGCCAAGGAUCUAACCUAGGGUCUGUGUUCUCUAUACUGAGCAUGUGUCAUUAUGUAGGGUUUAAACACUGACCAGUUUACACACUAUGAAAUGUUAACACAAAAAGCCCUCCUAACUACUGGUUUCUGCUCUCUCACAUGCUGUUGGGAUGAGUAAGCAGUGGCCUGAAAUGACCAAAUGCUUUUGCUGUGAUGGUUACAGCCUGUGCUUGAAAUCAGCAGUUGAUUCUAAAGAAAAUUAUCCUUGUACAGCAGAGAGUAAGAGGAAAAGAUGACACUUUGUUAUGCACUUUUGAAAUUUUAAGUCAUCACUUAAUAAGGAAAUGCAAUGCUACAUCUGCAUCUACCCAUAUAAAAUACAAAUACCACUCAUUUACAGUAACUCAAAAUCUCAUGACCUGCUUUUUAAUAUAUCUUGGUAGACAAUUUAAAGCAAUGUGUACAUAACUGGAUGGAAAUGUGUUAAUCAGGUUGUGAUAUGAAGGCCUGGCUGCAGUUGUCUUGAUAAACCGAUGAUACAGUGUCCAUUCCAUGAUGGGUUUAAAAAUACACAUGAUGACAGCCAGUUCGGCGCAAGCCUGCGGCUCACGUACCAAAAGCAGGAACCCCUGCAGCCCAUUAGGGGUGUUGAAAACGUCAAAUCAUUGUUGCUUCUUCGACAGAUAUAAGCACCACAACCUCGUCUCUGAUCAACACCAAUUUGUCAGGCUAAUAAAAGCCAGUGUGAAGCUUACUGAGGUAUUGGAGUAUUGUAUCACAGUGUUAAGCCAAUGAAUAUCAAAGUGGAGUGGGUUAGCACAAAAAGUAAUUAUGACUGUACAUUGAUAAAAUUGUUUAACAGUUUACCUUAAGAAUCAUUGCUGUGCUAGAAAUGACCUUCAAACUAAUAAAACAAUGAAAGCAAAAGGUA
Messenger RNA from Electrophorus electricus (electric eel), 2820 nucleotides. RefSeq names its product glucosylceramidase beta 1 (gene gba1). Lineage: Eukaryota; Metazoa; Chordata; Actinopteri; Gymnotiformes; Gymnotidae. Gene Ontology annotation, molecular function: glucosylceramidase activity. The record is from RefSeq and is a predicted model, not a curated record. Gene Ontology annotation, biological process: glucosylceramide catabolic process.